UGACUUUAACUGAUGUCAGCUUAUGCCUUACUGACGUCAGUAAGUUAUGCUUAUUACGCAAGUAAUUUCAUUGUACUUCUCCAAUCAAUAUUCGUUUAAUCUAUUAAAUGAUGCUCAAUGCAUCUAUGGUACUUCAGUCGAUCAUAGUUUACGAUCUCAUCAGUCGAAAUUCGCCUGUUACUUUACUCCUAAUAUUGGCACUCAGCCUCAUCGCUGAUGGAAACUAUGUUGUUUGGAUGUCCGAAGUCUAUAUUAAAACCUGAAAAUUGCAAGUAGCUCCCUCACAAGUCAGGAUAAGAAGAACAAAGAUUUGAUCGUUCAAUUCAUGUAACAGUCCUAAAUAUGAUUGGUUUCGAUUAGCUGUUUUCGAGAUGGAAUAAUUAAGGAAGCUAUGGUCUUGGAACUUACAUUGGUGGGGGUGGAUGAUCAGUUAUAACAGGAUUUUCAACUACGUAAUCAUGAACAGUCGAUGGCAGUGACCUGUGGUAUAUGAUUAGGUCCAACUUCCAAAUGUUGCUAUCACAAUACAACAGAAUAUUGUACUAAAAUACGUAAUCACCAAAUUCGUAAGAAAUUAGUGGGAUACCAGAGUGAGCGCUUAUCACAUUGAAUUGGUUGAUUAUCUUAGUCUUCUUAUCAGGGUAGCGAUUACGGUUGUUUGUUUCUGCACUCAGUGCAUAUCUACUCCUAUUGUCACAAUGAUCCUCUCAGUUAUAUCACAAAUUAUGUGAAUCACUGAAGUUGCCCAACAUGACUGAGUCAGUGGUCUGUUUUUUCGCCAUCGUUCUACUAACUCCCAAAGUCUCAAACCCAUCAUUCGUGACGGUUGUGAACAAUUGUUUUUUUUUGCUUCUUGCUUUUCCCUUUUUUGUGUACUGAAAUACCACAGGUGUCUUGCCAGAUAUUUUAUGUAAAGCACGCCUAGAUGAAUUUCUUGGUGUCCAUUUAAAGGGAGCUAUGAAGACCGAUCUUUUUCCCACAAGUAGCUGAACGUUGCUCAAAAUCAUUGCUACUGUUUGAAAAAAAUUGUUUGUUGUGUACUGCUCCUCACUAAUCCUGGUUAGUGUUUUGUCCACCACAUCUAACAAUUCCUCUGUAUACUUAGUAAAAGUUGCAGCAAACAAUUGGAAUCGUAGAGUCGGAAAUAGCAGCUUAAUGUUUUUCAUCUUAGUGAAGUUCAAUUCUUUAGAAGUUGGAGCCAUUUUUCAUAACCACCACGCUGACGUUUAGGAGGAGACUAAGAAAAUUCCAGUCUGUGCUACAAUCACCGGACAGACCAAUAAUUUUUAAAUGUCAGACACGGCAUCUGAAUAUGCAUGUUAUAUUCUAAAUAAGUAUUUUGGUGAAGCUGCCACAGUAAGCACACAUAUUCUGUGUGUUAAAGGUUCAUCAAGUUUGUCGGAAAUUUUAAGGGAUUCUCACAAAAAGUUACACUCAAGUCGAGUUUGCAAAUGCCUUAUUUCACUUAUCAGACAUUCCAUGUUAACUAUACAGAAAGAUUCGAUAUUAAAAUACAGUUUAAAUUAUGAACGAAUAUUUUUUGUGCCAAGACUUCCAUUGUUUUGCAAACUCGUGUUUCAUUACUAUGGCAAGGUUGCUGAACAGACUAUGAUUUAUUUCUCUAUGUUUGGGCGUGGAUCUUUAAGUGACCUGUUAGUGUAUUGUGUUAAAAAGCAUCUUCAUAGUAAACUCCCUGUAGAAGAACAACACAGCUAUGUCGAAGCUUUAGGAACCACUGUGACUACUCUUGUUAAAACCAAUGUCCUGCAAAUUGUAAAUCCGAAGCUGUGGUCAGUUGAAUCUAACAAGGAAACUGAUGUAUCGACUGUACCUUCUCGAACAGCUGAAGCACCUGUACAUGUCAAUGUCUCGGAAUCUGAAAUGCAAAUACCAAAGGACGAUAUAUGUGAAGCAUUACAUAAUUACAUUUCUAGUGGAUUUGUUACCUGGCCUAUUGCAAAUGAAAGAAAUAAUGAACCAGUGCGUAAACGUGUAAAACGUUAUGAUGAAUCAUCCGAGUUAGUGAAAUCUCUUAAAUUGGUGGUCUGUCCAAAUAUUAAAACAUUAGAGACAAUGUGGAGAGAUCGAUUGAUAUGUCAGCUGGCAAGUGAAAAACUUGGUGAAAUAUGCGGUGAUAUUCUUUCACAUUUAUUAUGUAUUGCUACAGCUGCUAAUAGGGGCACAGGAAUCACCUCUACAGAGUCAGGAGCCGUUUCACGUUCAGAGCUUUUGCGAAGUAUGCGAAUUGUACCGGAUCAUAUAUCCUCGUAUAUAUCCUUACUGAUAGAUGAUGAGGUAAAAUUCCUUUUACAACAACCUGGAUUAGCUGGUUACAUGUACACAUGUCCUUAUAAAUAUGUCAUUAAACAACUAUUUAUCAAAAAUGUGGAGUAUAUCAUACAAGUCCUCUUUGAAAGUAAUGGGUUACGUAUUUUCCGAUUUCUUCUGCUUUCUGGACCUUCAAAUUUAGAAGAGGUUGAACGAAAAGUAUUGCUUCCCCAAAGUGAUUUCCGACGAAUACUACCACGUAUGGUAUCUAUGGGACUUAUUACAACAACUGAACUAUCGCGAACAAAGGAAUACACAGCAGACACUAUCUUUUGUUUGUAUUCCAUCAAUUUGUUGCAAGUUGCUCGAUUGGUAAUUGAACUUUCACAACAUGAGGUUUUUCGUAUCUCUUUGCGUCGUGAUUAUGAAUUUUCACAGAAAAGUCGUCUAAUUGAACAACGUUACCGUAUUGAAUCUCUUAUCCUGCAACAUCAGGCUAAGUUGAAUGAAUACAACGAAUCAUCGUCUAGUGCAUCUCUCAAUGAUUCGAAUGAGUCUGAAUCACAACACAAAGAAAGUAUAGAAUCUUUGAAAUCUUCAAUAACACCUGCUGAACUGCAUCAAUUAACAGUUUUGUCAGAUAAAUUAUCUAAGUUAAUUAACUGUGAAUACAAAUGUCAUACAGCAUGGUUUGUAGCUGAUCUUUUUCUUCGUUUACAUUCUUGAUUACAUUAAACGUAAAAAUCUAUGUUCUCCAGUUGUAUGUAAAUAAUUUUUAUGCUAAGUUACCCAAGGUUUCAUGAUAUAUAGGACAUAAAUGAAUCUUGUAACGUUUUCAUAAUUUCAAAAUAUAUAUUACUGUUUUAGGAAAUGACUUUUUGGUUUACCAUCGCUAUUGUAACGAGUACAUUGUAUUUAUUCAAAUAAAGUAUUAAAGUAACUGUG
Messenger RNA from Schistosoma curassoni, 3213 nucleotides. Lineage: Eukaryota; Metazoa; Platyhelminthes; Trematoda; Strigeidida; Schistosomatidae. The record is from the annotation of a GenBank genome assembly.